Molecule: messenger RNA, 2422 nt
Organism: Sebastes umbrosus (honeycomb rockfish)
Lineage: Eukaryota; Metazoa; Chordata; Actinopteri; Perciformes; Sebastidae
Product: protein lifeguard 3-like
Exons: 13
Coding region: 322-1299 (325 amino acids)
Biological process (GO): negative regulation of apoptotic signaling pathway
Cellular component (GO): Golgi apparatus; membrane; endoplasmic reticulum
Source: RefSeq, a predicted model, not a curated record
CAUGAUGUUGCUGAACAGUUUCCUCCAGAGAGCUUGUGCUUUGCGUCUGUAGCGGACACAUAAACAUAAGAAACAGAAGAAGGAUGCGGCGAAGACCAGCGUUACCAUCCAGUCAGGAAGCGCCAUAGCCUCUGAGCGGAGACUGAGCAACCGGAGUCCCCCUGCUCUCUCAGACACAUCAGUACUAGUGUAAGUUUCAGUGAACAUAUCCUAUUACAAUGAUGACAUCCUCCUGUGGUGUAAGUCUGCAAACCUCCAAGGAGAGAAAGGACAGAAGGGAACAGUGCUCCCAUCUCAGAGCUAAAGCCACUGGGUCAGAUCAUGACAUCUAAAACUGAUAAUCCUCCACCCUACGAGGAUGCACUGCACCACCCUAAGUAUGGAAACUACCCCCACCAGCCACAGCCUGGCGACCCUCUUCCACCACCUCCAUCCUACAGCCCCAGUCCGGGCAUGGGCCCCGGCCCGCCUGGCUACUGGGGCCAAGACGGCGGCUACCCGCAAGCUGGGAUGUGGGCAGCCCCUGGCUUCUCUCCAUCUCAGAUGCCCACCACAAUACCGACUCUGUCUGCUGGAGUGUCAGCGCCCAACCAAGGAGACAUGGAGGAUUAUAUGAGCACCCAGUGGGAAAGCACAUCUGUUCGGCACGCCUUCAUUAGAAAGGUUUAUUUGAUUUUAACAGCACAGCUUGCCGUCACCUUUUCAGUUGUUGCUGUCUUUACAUUUGUUGAGCCAGUGAGGCAGUUUGUCAUCAAAUACCCCGGCAUCUACUGGGCAUCUUUUGUGGUUUAUAUUGUGGUUUACUGCGUUCUCGUCUGCUGCAAAGAGCCGAGGAGGCGUUUCCCAUGGAAUCUGGUGCUGCUGGGAGUAUUUACUCUCGCCUUGUCUUACGUGUCGGGAACGAUUUCUAGCUAUUAUGAAACAAAGGCAGUGCUUCUCGCCAUGGGAAUAACAGCAUUAGUUUGUAUAGCUGUCACAGUCUUCUGCUUCCAGACCAAGGUGGACUUCACCUCCUGCGGGGGAUUCCUCUGCAUCGCCUCCGUCGUGCUCAUGAUCAUUGGGAUCGUCACGAGCAUCGUCCUCUCCUUCCACUAUGUCCCCUGGCUGCAUAUGCUGUACGGCGCUCUUGGAGCCAUCGUUUACACUCUGUUUUUAGUAUACAACACCCAGCUACUUAUUGGAAAUCGGGAGUUGGCCAUCAGCCCAGAGGAGUACAUCUACGGAGCUCUCUCGCUCUACAUCGACAUUGUUCACAUCUUCCUCUUCAUCCUUCAAGUCGGUGGAGCUGCUACUGAAUAAUCCCACGGUUAGAGCACAUCUUGUUGUCUACAAGUUUGGAUUUACAGGAUAAACAUCAUGCUAAAUGUACACAAGUGUGUCAACUAGGAUGUUUCAUUACCAGCUAUCAACAUUGAAGCUCAAAACUACUAAUUUAACCACAUAUAAGCUUAUUUUUGUAACACUUGAGCACUUUGAUUCAUUCUUGCACUGUUUGAAGCAGGACAGUGAGUUACGUCUGUGAAUGAGGAGAGAGACUAAAGCACAUGUAUGGUUGUUAUUUAACAUUUUGUCUUGCCUUUUUGUUUCAGCAAGUGGUAUUUUAGUAGAUGAUGCAUGUGUCAUGUAGCCAUGAGAGAUUAAAUUGAUCCGAUCAUAGAUAUAAAACAGUCUAUGUAUGGAGCCGAUGGACCUUUUCAAACUUGACAACAUAAACACUCUAAAUGGGCCCCUUUGUAUUUCCUGUUGCAAUGUUUGUUAAUGCAGUAGCUGACAAGGGGUCUUGGGGUAUAACACAUGCCUAGUGUAAUUGGAGCAGCGAUCCUGAGUUGUGAUUGGCUCAAUUUCAGCGAUUGAAGACCAGACUUUAUGCGCAUAUGUUGUACCCCAAAGAUAUGACGUGUUGAUGACGCGUGACAUCCCUUUUCACCCUCCUUGGUAGUUGACAGGAAGUAAACUUGGACCAAAGCUGUUGCCCUAGCAACAGAAUGGCAAUGAAAAAGGAUGACAUAUUUUUUUCGGCCAACCAGGAAGCACCGCAUUGCUUCCCUCGACAAAAGCCAAAGAGAUUUUUCCAUUGGGUUUUGGAUUAUUGCUCUGUGGCAAACAAACAUUUAUGAUACUUAUACAUUUUGUUCAGCGAGAUAAUCUUCAAAAAUGAACACCACUUUUAUGAUUUUUGAAGCGUAAAUGCAAUCGGCAGAAGUAAAAAUCUAACGUUAAGCUAUAAAUGAACUGCAUCACGGUUGCAGGACUUCACGUCGCCACCACUGAGCUAAAGGCGGACUAGUGUUCGGCGCGAUGGCGUUUAGUAGACUCAUUUAGCCACUUGUUAGCAACCGUCUUUUUUAAGACACGUAAAAGCUUCAAAAUUCACGAGUGUGAUAUUUACUGACGUAUUUUAUGUUGUAGAACAAAACAUUAA